CAUUGCGUCGAGCACGCCCCGCGACAAACCCACUCGUCCAAGAUGAAGCUAUUAGCACCGCUCCUUCUGGCCUCGGUAUACAUGACGGCUGGCGUCGUGGGGCAUGGUCGCCUCAUGGAUCCGCCAUGUCGCGCCUCCAUGUGGCGCCUCGGUUACGACACCCCCGCGGACUACAACGACAAUCAGCUGUUCUGCGGAGGAAAAUAUCACCAGCAAACAGAAGAAGGCGGCAAGUGCGGCAUCUGCGGAGACCCGUACGACGAACCCCAGCCACGCACUCACGAGAUCGGCGGACGCUACUACAAGGGCUACCUGGUCCGGAACUACACCGUCGGCUCGGAGAUUGACGUGACCGUCCAGAUCACCGCCAACCACCUGGGAUAUUUCCAGUUUAAGAUGUGCCCCAUCACUGGCAACACGGAAGCCACGCAAGAGUGCCUCAAUAAGCACGUGCUGAAGCUGGCCGGCUCGGACUCCACCGACUACUACAUCCCCGCCGAGACGGGCUCGUACACAGCGAGGAUGCAGCUACCUUCGGACCUCGAGUGUGAGCACUGCGUGCUCCAGUGGCGGUACCACGGCGGUAACGACUGGGGCAUGUGUCCGGACGGCACCGGCAAGGUGGGCUGCGGCCCGCAGGAGGAGUUCUACGGCUGCGCAGACGUCUCGGUCCGCCAGCCGGCCGCCGCGAGGCCCGUCCUGGCCAAGGCGGGCGUCUGGGGCCACGGUCGCCUGGUCGAUCCGCCGUGUCGAGCCACCAUGUGGCGACAGGGCUACGAUACGCCGGCGGACUACAACGACAACCAGCUGUUCUGCGGCGGAAAGGACCACCAGCAGGCGGACGAAGGCGGCAAGUGCGGCAUCUGUGGAGACCCGUACGAUGAGCCCGAGCCGCGCACCCACGAGAUCGGCGGACCCUACUACAAGGGCUACCUGGUCCGGAACUACACCGUCGGCUCGGAGAUCGAAGUGACUGUCCAGAUUACUGCCAACCACCUGGGCUUCUUCCAGUUCAAGAUGUGCCCGGUGACUGGAUUCCAGACAGAGGCCACACAGGAAUGCUUAGACAACCACCUCCUGAGACUGGCCGGGUCGGACUCGACCGAGUACCACAUCACGGAUGAGGUGCGCCCCUUCACGGUGAAGCUGCAGCUGCCCGCGGGCCUCGAGUGUGAACACUGCGUCUUCCAGUGGCGGUACCACGGCGGUAAUGACUGGGGUGAGUGUCCGGACGGCACCGGCAAAAUGGGCUGCGGCGCGCAGGAGGAGUUCUACGGCUGCGCAGACGUUUCCGUGCGCAAGUCAGCUGACAGCAAGCCCAUCGCCCCCAAGCCUCUGACGAAGCUGCAGUAG
Molecule: messenger RNA, 1353 nt
Organism: Pollicipes pollicipes
Lineage: Eukaryota; Metazoa; Arthropoda; Thecostraca; Pollicipedomorpha; Pollicipedidae
Exons: 14
Coding region: 43-1353 (436 amino acids)
Source: RefSeq, a predicted model, not a curated record